UCUUUUUUUUUUUUAACUUAUAAAUAAACAAAUUUGUUUCUAUAUGGGUGUUCCUGCUUUCUUUAGAUGGUUGGCUGACAAGUUUCCAAAAGUCUCAAGUCAAGUGAUCGAAGAACAUGGAAAAACGAUCAACGGCGUAUAUAUGCCUGUCGAUACUACACAACCAAAUCCAAACGGUCAAGAAUUCGAUAAUCUAUAUUUAGAUAUGAAUGGUAUUAUUCACCCUUGUUGUCACCCCGAAGAUAAACCUGCACCUAGUACUGAAGACGAAAUGAUUGUGGAUAUCUUUGCUUAUAUUGAUCGAAUUGUUAACAUGAUCCGUCCAAGAAAGAUCCUUUAUAUGGCUAUUGAUGGAGUUGCUCCCCGAGCCAAGAUGAACCAACAACGUUCUCGUCGAUUCCGUGCGGCACAAUUAGCUGAAAUUGAACGAGGAGCAGAAGAGAAGGUGAGACGUGAUCUAGCAAAUAUUGGUCAAGAAGGACAAAUGGAACCACAAAAUGAAGACAAAUUUGACUCCAAUUGUAUUACACCUGGAACCCCUUUUAUGGCUCAUCUUGCUUUUUGUUUACGAUACUAUAUUGCAGAAAAACAAAACAAUGAUCCUCUUUGGAAAAAUCUCAAGGUGAUUUUGUCUGAUGCAACAGUUCCUGGUGAAGGUGAACACAAGGUGAUGGAAUUUAUUCGUGUGCAACGAUCUCGACCCGAACACAAUCCUAAUACAACCCAUGUUAUGUAUGGUUUGGAUGCUGAUUUGAUUAUGUUGGCUCUUGGUACGCAUGAACCUCAUUUCAAAGUACUUCGUGAAGAUGUCAAUGUUCAACAGUCAAACAAGAAGAAUUGUGAAAUAUGCCAUAAACCAGGUCAUUCUGCUGUUGAUUGCCGAGUUAAUGCUCAAGCAUCUGCUGCUGCUGGACUUGAAGUUGAUUUAUCUAGCUUGGAAAAAUCAACUGAAGAAGAAAAAGCAAGACAAGCUGAAGCGAAACCUUAUGUAUUUCUACAUGUCAACGUUCUACGGGAAUAUUUAGAACAUGCUCUGAAAUUUGAUAUACCUGGAAUCGAAUUCGAUUUUGAAAGGGCUGUGGAUGAUUGGGUCUUUAUGUGCUUCUUUGUGGGAAAUGAUUUUUUACCUCAUUUGCCUUCUUUGGAAAUCCGUGAAGGUGCAAUCAGUACUCUAAGUUUAUUGUGGAAACAAUGUAUGCCAAUGAUGGGUGGUUAUAUGACACACAAUGGAGAGGUAGAUCUCAAAAGAGUACAAAUCUUAGUGACUGAACUUGGUAAAAUGGAAGAUACAAUCUUUAAUGAACGACGGGAAAAGGAACUACGUAGACAAAGAAACAAUAAGCGAAGAAAAUUAGAAAAUGAGUCUCGACAACGACGUCAAUAUCAUGGAACACAAGGUCAACAAACUGCUCCAGAAUUUACUUUCGCUGAUCUUGCUGCUGCUCCGGUGAAUGAUCCUAAUGCUGGUAUUUCCAAUGUCGAUGUUGUUAGAAAUCGUGCUGCUCUUCGAAUGGCUGCUAACCAAUCCGCUGCUGCUGCACUCAAAGCUCAACUGAUGGACGAAGGUGGUGAUGAAAACAAAUCAACAACAUCUAUGGAACAGGAAGAAACAAGAGGAACAAAACGAAAAGCGGAAGAGGAUGUUGAUGAGGAAGAGCAGGCAGGCGAAGAGGAUGAUGAUGUUGGUCCUGACAGUGCGGAAGGUACAGAUCUUGUGGCAAGAGGAAAAGCUAUCCUGGAAAAAGUGGCCGCUGAUAAGAAAGCAAAAGAAGAAGCUGCUCGUGAACGCGAACCUGAUGAUGCUGUUAGACUUUGGGAACCUGGUUGGAAGGAACGUUAUUACACUCUCAAGUUUGGUUUUCGACCGGAAGAUCGUGAGGAAAUCAGUGAUGUCGUCAAAUCUUAUUGCGAAGGUCUUUGUUGGGUAUUUGCUUAUUAUUACAAGGGAUGUGUCUCAUGGUCUUGGUAUUAUCCUUAUCACUACGCUCCAAUGGCAUCCGACUUUGUAGAUAUUGAUCGUUAUGAUAUCAAAUUUGAUUUGAGUGCUCCUUUCAAGCCUUUUGAACAACUUAUGGGUGUACUACCAGCAGCAAGUCGAAAGCAUAUUCCUGAACCGUUCCAUCAUUUGAUGACUGAUGAUGAUUCCCCCAUUAUUGAUUUCUAUCCAACAGAUUUUGAAGUAGAUAUGGAUGGCAAGAAAUGGGAAUGGCAAGGUGUCGUCAAACUUCCUUUUAUUGACACAAAUCGACUUUUGGAUGCUAUGAAUAAAGUAUAUGAUCAACUAUCUGAAGAAGAACAAAUUCGGAAUUCUGUGGGAUCAUCUUAUCUUUAUGUCAGCGAAAGCCACAAAAUGUACGAUUCUAUUAGUACAGUUUACGCCAAACGUGACAAUGAUGAACAUUUGGUUCUUGAUGGACGACUUACGGAUGGACUAACUGGUUUAGUGGAUAAAGACAAGGAAUGCAUUCCAAGGAGUACCUUACGAAGUCCAUUACCUGAUCAUGGUUUACAAGAUAUUGCCAACGACAAGUCAUUAAGUGUCAUUUAUAUGCUGCCACAACUACCAAAGGAUCACGUUUUCGUUACAAAGUUAUUACGCAAUGUCAAGCUUGAUGCAUGUGUACUAACAUUCGAAGAUAUGAAAUUGGCUACAUUCGAAAAAAUUGAACAACGACGAAAUCAGUAUCAAAAUCAAGGAUGGACACCACAAAUUCAACAUUUGGAAGAAUAUAGAGAGUACCACAACAGCAACUAUCCUAGAAGAGGUGGAGGACGUGGUGGACGCGGUGGUGGUUAUUACGAUGGUUCAAGAUUCCCUCAACAAAACGACAAUUUUUAUAAUUACAAUAAUCAAAGUCAACGUCCUCCUCCAGGCCAAUAUUAUCCAAACGCAGGAUCAAUGUAAGUUGGAAAGAUUAUGAUGAAAAAAAAAAAAGAAUGGUCAGUUAAAAUUCAAUUUUCUUUUUGAUACAGCAAUUAUUCU
Molecule: messenger RNA, 2983 nt
Organism: Halteromyces radiatus
Lineage: Eukaryota; Fungi; Mucoromycota; Mucoromycetes; Mucorales; Cunninghamellaceae
Product: XRN 5'-3' exonuclease N-terminus-domain-containing protein
Exons: 17
Coding region: 44-2905 (953 amino acids)
Biological process (GO): nuclear-transcribed mRNA catabolic process
Cellular component (GO): nucleus
Molecular function (GO): RNA binding; 5'-3' RNA exonuclease activity
Source: RefSeq, a predicted model, not a curated record